CCCUUUAAACAACGUGAACGCUGGGGGUUUGUCGUGCCAGAUGGAGAACCAGGAAGAAGAAGGGGCCACUGGAAACACUAGUGAAGAAUACCAAACAUGGAACGGGGACAGUGAAGGGGACGGGGAAUGGCAAGAGCAGCAGGAUGCGGAGAUGGUGGUGGUCGACAUGGAGACAUGGAACGGGUUUAUUUCAGGGGAAUGGCACAGGGACAAGCAGAGGAAGAGGAGGUGUUGACUGAGCUGGUCGCAGGUGAACCAGUAACACCACAGCAUGUCUUAAGGCUGAACAGUUACACAAACGAGUACCUGUGUUCACCUGAGGACAACAUCUACAAUGUGAGCUUCUCUCGGUUCAAGAUCAGAGACUUGGACAGUGGUGCCGUCAUCCUGGACAUUAAAAAACACGGUCCAACAGAAAUUCAGGAUGUCAUUGAACUAGAUACACGUCGGUUCAUACAGUACCACUUCUCCCCAGCCUUCCUGGCACUCAGAGCCAUAGGAGCUACGUUGGAGUUCACAGUGGGCAGCAAGGCUCUACAUCACUUUCGUCUAAUUGAGAGACACUUCUUUCGAAACUUGCUGCUUAAAACCUUUGACUUUGAGAUCGGCUUCUGCAUCCCACACAGCAGGAACACCUGUGAACACAUCUAUUGCUUACCCAACAUCGAACCGGAGAUAGUUGAGGAAAUGAUUGCCAGCCCGUUUGAGACGCGCUCGGACAGUUUCUACUUUGUCAACAACAAGCUCAUCAUGCAUCACAAAGCGGAAUACUCCUUUAGUCCACGGCGAGAAGGAAACCCAGUUAAUGAACGAGGAAACUAAGAUGGAACUGGCUCACUUGUAUCUAAAGUCCAGUUUUAAUCACCUUUAUUGUCCCUGAAGGGAAAUUAAGUUUCCCUUAUCUG
Sphaeramia orbicularis (orbiculate cardinalfish) is the source of this 905-nucleotide messenger RNA. RefSeq names its product matrix metallopeptidase 25a (gene mmp25a). Bases 127 to 822 code for a protein of 231 amino acids. Gene Ontology annotation, cellular component: spindle pole; intercellular bridge; spindle midzone. The transcript has 5 exons. NCBI's taxonomy places the organism in Eukaryota, Metazoa, Chordata, Actinopteri, Kurtiformes, Apogonidae. Gene Ontology annotation, biological process: positive regulation of protein tyrosine kinase activity; mitotic cytokinesis; negative regulation of caveolin-mediated endocytosis. Gene Ontology annotation, molecular function: lipid binding. The record is from RefSeq and is a predicted model, not a curated record.